AUGCUCGGUGUAGGCAAGCAUGGCGAGGUGCGCCAAGCGACCCAUCGCCUCACGGGUCGCGACGUCGCUAUCAAGUUCAUCCCUCGCGAAGAUUGCCCCGAAGAUGCCUCCGCUUGGUCAGAAAUCACGGCGCUAAAAACUUUGCAGCACCCCCACGUUGUGCGCCUCUACGAUGUCAUCCGUGCCCCACGUACCGUCAUGCUGGUCUUGGAGUGCCUGAAAGGUGGAGAGCUAUUUGAUUACCUCAUCAGCCGCCGCCGGCUCUCAGAGUCUGAGGGCCAGCGCUUUGUGCGGCAAAUUCUCUCAGCCCUGGACUUUUGCCACCGUAAGGGUAUUGUCCAUCGUGACCUCAAGCUCGAAAAUAUUCUCCUGGGUGACAACGACGACAUCAAGGUCACUGAUUUUGGCUUUAGCAACGUCUUCAAGGACGGUGGCCUCAUGAGCACGUUUGUUGGCAGCCCAGCCUACUGCGCACCCGAAAUUCUGGCCAAUCAGAAAUACAUUGGCCCCAUGGCUGACGUGUGGAGCCUCGGCGUGAUAAUUUUCACCAUUCUGACAGGACAACGCCGUCACCAACCUGCAAAAGAUUGA
Messenger RNA from Monosiga brevicollis MX1, 591 nucleotides. RefSeq lists its product as uncharacterized. Lineage: Eukaryota; Choanoflagellata; Craspedida; Salpingoecidae. The coding region runs from base 1 to 591 and encodes 196 amino acids. Gene Ontology annotation, cellular component: cytoplasm. The record is from RefSeq and is a predicted model, not a curated record. The transcript is spliced from 2 exons. Gene Ontology annotation, biological process: intracellular signal transduction; protein phosphorylation. Gene Ontology annotation, molecular function: ATP binding; protein serine/threonine kinase activity.